Trachymyrmex septentrionalis is the source of this 3198-nucleotide messenger RNA. RefSeq names its product protein CDV3 homolog. The record is from RefSeq and is a predicted model, not a curated record. The transcript has 3 exons. Gene Ontology annotation, cellular component: cytoplasm. Lineage: Eukaryota; Metazoa; Arthropoda; Insecta; Hymenoptera; Formicidae. The coding region runs from base 234 to 998 and encodes 254 amino acids.
UUCCUUCUCGAGCGUUCAGGCGCGCGCUUGACUCGCGCGUCGGCGAGGUCGGCGCUGCAGAUUUCCGGCGGAGGCAAGCCCAUGUGGACGAGCACAGCGGAUACCACGACCACGAUCAGUCCGUGAUCAAGCGUGUUCUCAACGUGUCCGUAAUCGCACGUUCUCACGCGUCGCAGAUCCAUCUGCCCCUCCGGUUGUCCCACGCCACGCCAUCCGGACUCCGUCGCGUCGCCAUGGCAGACCUGGACGAUUUUUUCGCCAAGAAAGACCGAAAGAAGGCCAAGGGCAAGAAAUUCACCACGACCGACGAGGUCGCCAAGAAACUAGAAGAAACGGGCAAACGGGUCGAGAAGCCCAAACCGAAGGAGAAGCCAGCGAAUCCCGAAGGCGAGGAGUCUCAGCACACCGAGGAUGAAGACGAAUGGAAAGAGUUCGAGGAGGAGAAAAAGGAUUAUAGUGGUCUAAAAAUCGGACAUUUAACAGUAAAUGAUAGCGUCGACGCAGAAUCAGAUGACGAGAGGGGUCCCUUUGAAAUCUGUUCUGAUGGCGAGUCCGGCGAGGGUGGCACAAAGUACACGGGACCAUGGAAGAAACCGGAUUUACCACCAGAAACACCAGAGGUGGUGCCGACACCGCCCGCACCCCCUGUUGCUGCUGCCGCUGCCGCCGCCGCCACCGCUGCCUCCACUGGAAGUAGUUACAAAGCACCACACUUACGAAAUCAACCUACAUUCGCUAGUCCGCGACCACGAGGGAGAAAUGUCGCACCUGAUAUAAAUAGCGAGGAAUACUUCCCUACGCUAAACUCCAAACCCCAGCAGCAAAAUAAUGGCAGCAGCGGUCCAUGGGGGGGUAGACGACGGCGAGAGGAAGGAGCGUUUGAGGAAGUUCGCAACCGAGGUGGCAGUAGAGCGUACAACGUACCAGAAUCGCAAGCUCAAACACCCAAGCUCUCGCUUGGCAACAAGUACGGCGCCUUGUCGCAAGAUCAGAGCUGAAAACGUCUGUCUCGAUGGAAUCAAACAACAUGCAAUCAAUAUCACAUCGUCGCCCCUCCCUGCUUCGUGGCCCAACCUCAUCGAGAAAAUCUAUUUUCUAGACUAGGACGCAGUGUAUAUUAUAGAACGUGUAUGCACGUACACACGUCCCAACUUCGUGAAAUUCCGAGAAUGCUAAUUCCGGUUCUCUCGUUGACGAUUCUGAAAUGAUCGCGGGACGGAUCGCCGAUCCUAGGUAUUUGCACACACGUGCGCUCAUGGACCUUGUAACUAACUCGAAAUGAAUAUCGCAUGUGCGCAAGCUUAUUUUCAUACCGUGUAGACAACGUGGUUGGAAAUCGAUUUUUAUAUUUGAUUUUGUAAUCAGCAUAGUGUGUAGUAUGCUGCUUCCAAGAAAACGCCAGGACGAUAGAAGAAUGGAUUCCGACGUUCGAAUCCUCAAAAAAAAAAAGAAAAAAGAAAAAAAAAACAACGGUGGACCGGAACAACGUUGUUACCGCGAGUAUAUGUUAUCGUUACGCGCGGAUUGUAGUCUAAAGAAAAAGUAUCAUUCGUUAAGAUAUUUUAUGUAUAUUCGCACUUUCUGUUUUUUUAUACGGUGCUACUUUUAAUUUAGCGUGCAUAAUUACUGCCACGAUCGAUGCCUUCUCAUUGAGUAUUAUCGAUGUAAAUAGGACUGAUCACGUCCGAACACGAUAAGCUUCGAGAUCGGCACGAUAACGUCGAGAUCGAAAUUCACGAUUAAUCUGAGCGAUUCUGUAUGACAGCUAUCUUUGAAUAACAGUCUCGAAGAUGCUUCUUGGAUCCUUUCUCUUUCUCUCUCUCUCUCUCUCUCUCUCUCUCUCUCUCUCUCUCUCUUUCUCCUCACUUUCGAAGGAGAGUGUCGCUUCGCUCAAAAUGGCAACGUGGGUCAACGAACGAAAAUUUCUAGAUAAAUUAAGCUAUAAAUAUAUAUAUUGUAUGUAUAUUAUUAAUCAAAUUUCGUGGGGCUGGGCUUUCGAACGGUGCGGAAUCAAUAAGGGUAACGAAGAAAUAACACGAACGCAACUUUGAGUGAGAGUAACGAGGGGCAAAAUAGUUAAUUAAAAACCUAAAACACAAGCUACCGUGUCGCAGUGGUGUUGUGUACAAAAUAAUAGGAGGGAGAAAGACAUACGCAUAUACUCGUGUUAAAAAUAAAAUGGAAAUCCUGUGUACGCCUUUGUUGACAUUUGUAUAAUUCUCUUUUUGUUGAUAAUAAGAGUUUUUCUUUCUCACGAUAAAGAGAAUAUGCGGCAAAUAAAUAUCGAUUCCGUUUCUUGAGAGACGGUUUCUCGUUGUUGGCGGAUCCUCCUCGGCGGGGUGACGCGUAUUAUUUACGCAAUGAGGGGAAUGCCAUACGGAAACGGUAGAUAAUAAUAAGAAUUCUUGUAUAGCGUGUGAUAAAAUGUGAUUAUUUAUAAAUAAAUUUCUUAGGAUAACUCGUACGUACUGCCUCCGAGCAUUUUUUUUUUUUAAUUUGCCGUAUCGUAUCGACCAAUUCCCGAACGCAGCACACGAUUACUUAAUUGUGUACGCGAACGAUCUGGCCGAUCGUCUUUUUAUGAACACGAUCCAUAGAUCGGAAAUACGUCGGCAAUGGAGUUAACAUCGCAUUGAUUGUAGCGCCAGGAGAAGUUUAAUUUAAGCACGUGGCGAAAACGCGCAAUACCGGUGCCUCUUGGAGACAGUUUCGAAUUGAUUUUGAUCAUCGCGGCAACGCGGACUAGCCUGCCCUUUGUUACAGAAUAGUUGAGAUACAAUAAUUUUAUCGCUACUGUUACAUGAGAGCGAGCGAUAGAAUGACAGGAAGUGAGAGUGCGCGAAAGUGUGGGAUGCGAGCGUACGUGACGUAUUUAAUAAAAUUCAAUCACACCGAAAUACUUUCAUGUUUCUUCCGUUCCUUCAUUUUCAAAAUCCUAUUUUAUAUGUCACUGUCGUUUAAUUCUUUCUUCUCAAAAAUUUAAAAGAAUGGAUUAUUACGGGUUGUUAAGGGAAUAUCAGACCCACAAAAUAUAUCUUUAUCUUCGUUUCUUUUUUCUCAAAAGGAAGGGAAUAUUAAAAGGAACUUGUAAAGAUUCAUACAUCGUUUCAGACACUUCGCGCGACAUCUUCGCUUUGUUCAGUAUACACGCCACAUUUAAAAGUAUGAAAACACCGACAAAUUUUUUGAAUUUCGCAU